AUGGAUUCUUUUCAGCUAGCUAACAUACUAUGGGGUGAAGGAGGUGAGAGUGAUGAUCAUAUUGUGCCUUAUCCAGCGGUAAGUGAAGAUGUUAGAAAUAAGAAAGAAUUCAAUCAAGAAGCUGCUACGACUAAGCUCCCUGAGCUAAAGAGACUAGAGGCUAAAACUGAUUUUCAUGAAAGAAAGCUUGGAAGCCAUCCUGACCUUGACAAUAGUGUAGAACUACCUGCCUCAGGAUAUGAAACACAUGCCUGGCCUGAUUUGUCUUUAUCCAGUUCAACUAAAAUUGAUCAAGGAUCCCCGGGGACAAAAGUAUCUAAAAAUUCAAGAGAACUUGAUAAAUUUAGUUCAUCAAGAGAUGAAGAAUCUAUACAACAUGAAAAGGAUGCUGAAAUUUUCCAAAAUACUCAAGAAGGUAAAGAGCAAGGUGAUUUUGUUGAUUAUGGAUGGGCCAACAUAGGAAGUUUUGAUGAUCUUGAUCGAAUUUUUAGCAAUGAUGACCCUAUAUUUGGCCAUGUAAGUCUUGAUAAUUCUAAUGAACUUUGGUCCUCCGAAGAUGUGAGUAAUAACAAUCUAGCACCUUUACCAUUAGACACGCCAAAUUCAUCAGGUGCUUUGAGGAAUGGAACUGAUCCUUUGGAAAUCAAAGAAAAGUAUGUUCAAUGUAAUGACAAAUCGUUGGACCUUAGCUUUGAGAAGAUUGGGGAUCUUGCAUCUCAAGUUAUACAAAGUUCAUGCACAGGCACAGCUAGUAGGGGAAAUGACAGGGUUAGAAGUAAGCAUACUGGAAAGGAACAACAAAAAUAUGGCAACAAUGGGUCACUUGGACAAUUCAUGAAAGAAAUAGAAGCUGGAUUAAGUUUAUUGGGACACCUUAGUAGGAAGAGAAUCCUUUAU
This is a messenger RNA of Sphenostylis stenocarpa, 897 nucleotides long. NCBI's taxonomy places the organism in Eukaryota, Viridiplantae, Streptophyta, Magnoliopsida, Fabales, Fabaceae. The record is from the annotation of a GenBank genome assembly.